AUGAGGUUGGCGGGCUGUUGUUCCUGAGUGUGCUGGAUGUAUUUGUUUAAAACGUUGCUGCUGAACUGGUGACCAACACUUUUUAGCCAAGUAACUCACUACCACGCGGUCUCUUUUCAGUCGGAUACGUUAGUGGUGGGAGCCCAGUCAUGCCGUCCAGUGCUGGACCCAGCAGCCCCGCCGCUGCACUCGCCGAGGCGCUGGAAAACUCUGCCCGACUGAUCGACAGACACCUGCAGGAUGACCGCUGCUUUCCCGACCUGUCAGAGCUUCUCAACGUCCCCUCUCACAAUAUGCCGUCCCUCUCUGGAGUGUCGGACAUGGACUAUCCCCUCCAGGGAGCAGGUUUACUGAGUGUGCCAAAUCUCCCGGAGCUCAGUGCAGUCCGCAGAGUCCCUCUACCACCAGAACUGGUGGAGCAGUUCAGCCAUAUGCAAUGUAACUGCAUGAUGGGAGUGUUUCCUGAGCUGUGUCGAGCAUGGCUUGCUAUUGACAACGACAUAUUCAUGUGGAAUUAUGAAGACGGAGGAGAUGUGGCCUAUUUUGACGGCCUUAUUGAAACUAUUCUGGCAGUCGGUCUUGUAAAACCUAAACAAGGGAUUUUACAGCCACACAUUCACUACCUCUUAGUUUUGGCCACCUCUGUGGAUGUAGUGAUUCUGGGACUGAGCUUCCCUAAGGGUCAAACUGGGUUGAAUGACAGCAUGUCUGGUGGGAUGCAGCUGCUUCCAGACCCGCUCUUCUCCAUCCCAACAGACAACACCUACAUCCAGUCCAUUACUUCUACAGACCUGGGUCGCAUCUUUAUGGCAGGAAAGGAUGGCUGUCUCUAUGAGAUAGCUUACCAGGCUGAAGCAGGCUGGUUGAGCCAGCGUUGCAGAAAAAUCAACCACUCCAAAAGCUCACUAUCCUUCCUCGUCCCCUCUGUGCUCCAGUUCUCCUUCUCUGAAGACGACCCCAUUAUGCAGAUUGCUGUCGACAACUCCCGAAACAUACUGUACACACGCUCAGAGAAAGAUGUCCUGCAGGUGUAUGAUCUGGGUGCUGAUGGGCAGGGUAUUGGUCGUGUGGCAACAAUGUCGCAGAGCACCAUUGUUGCAGCUGCUGGAAACAUUGCCAGGACAAUUGAUCGUUCUGUCUUCAAACCCAUUGUCCAGAUCUCUGUGAUUGACAGAUCUGAGUCCUCAGACUGUCACCUGCUCGCUGUCACACAUGCAGGUGUGCGUCUCUACUUUAGUACUACACCUUUUGCCCCGCCACACCAGAAGCAUAUGGCUGUUCGACCGAGCCUGCUAGCUUUGGUUCAUGUCCGUUUGCCACCAGGGUUUUCUGCAUCUUCUACCUUGCAGAAACCUGCAAAGGUCCACAAGGCACUACACAGCAAAGGUGUUCUGUUAAUGGCUGCUUCUGAGACUGAGGACAGUGAAGUUUUGUGGUGCAUCAACCACGACUCCUUCCCCUUCAAGAAACCCUUGAUGGAGACUCAGAUGAUGUCUAAUGUCGAUGGACACUCUUGGGCUCUUUGUGCCCUUAAUGAGGAGAAGCCAGUCAAGAUUUGGAGCCCUCUGAACAAGGACCAAAUCCCCAUCACUGAUUCACCCGUGGUGGUCCAGCAGCACAAUGUCCCUCCUCAGAAGUUUGUUCUUCUUUCUGCAAAGGGGAGUCACAUCUUCCAGAAACUGCGUCCAGUAGACCAGCUCCGUCACCUGCUGGUGAGCUGCGCUGGAGGAGAAAGUGAAGAGAUUGAACGAUUCUUCAAGCUGCACAGGGAGGAGCAGGCGUGUGGCACAUCACUGAUCCUAGCUUGUUCCACUGCAGCUUGUGACAGAGAGGUUUCACAGUGGGCCACCAGAGCCUUCUUCAGAUAUGGAGGAGAAGCACAGAUGAGAUUCCCUGCAGCCUUGACAUCUCCCAGUAAUGUAGGACCCGUGAUGAGCUCUCCAGCACCAGGCAUUGUGCCUCCAGCUUUGGCUACUCCUUUCACACCAAUGCCCUCUGGCUCUGCCCCCAUUGCACCCAUGUCAGCUGGCCCAGAGGUGAUUUUCUCAGGGAAGCACAACGGUAUCUGCAUCUACUUUGCUCGCAUUCUUGGAAAUAUAUGGGAUGGGAGCCUUGCUGUUGAGAAAAGCAUUAGCAAAGGAAAUCAGACUGUUAAUAUUUUGGAAAGCAGCGUUGGUUCAUUCGAUCUGGAGUCGGUCCUUGUGGAGCUCUGUGGUUUGCGGGAGUUUCUUGAUAAAAACUCACAGUUCAGUCCAUCCUCUCUCGGUGGUGCAAGCUUUAGCUCCCCUGCCAACCUGCAGCAAAGGCUGCUGGGAUUUAUGCGUCCUGAUGGUGCCAACUCUCAGCAGGUCCAGCAGGAGCUCCAGAGGAAAUAUCACACCAAGGCUCAGGUCUAUGAGAAGGUGUCCCUGCAGGGCAUCCAGCAGUUAGUGCAUCGCUCCUAUCAGACUCUGGCUCUCUGGAAACUUCUUUGUGAUCAUCAGUUCAGCCUCAUUAUGUCUGAACUGCCAAAGGAGUUUCAAGAGCAGAUGAAGGGAGCAAGUUUUAAGGAUGUUGUGAUCCAGGGGAAGGAGCUGUCUGGGGCACUCGUCACAGCACUCAUUAACGUCUACAUCAAAGAUAAUGCCUCUGUGGAUGCUAUCAGCAAUCACCUGCGGGACAUUUGCCCUCUGCUGUACAGCAGUGAUGAUAGCGUUUGCUCCAAGGCUAAUGAGUUGCUGCAGAGCUCGAAACAGAUCCAGAAUAAAGUGGAUAAAGAAAGAACACUGAGAGAGUCUCUACGGCUCUACCAACAGAUCAGCCAGCAUACAGACCUGCCGCUCGUCUGCUCACAGUACAGACAAGUGCGAUUCUACGAGGGGGUCCUUGAGUUGUGCCUCACAGCAGCAGACAAGAAAGAUCCACAGAGACUGGGGCCCCACUUCUACAAGAAUGGAGAGCCUGAAGAGGACCAAGUGGGACAGCAAGCCUUCCAGGAAAGACUUUCGUGUUAUAAGUGCAUCACAGACACCAUGCAGGAGCUGGUGAACCAGAGCAAAGCUGCUCCUCAGUCCCCCAGCGUACCAAAGCAGCCUGGUCCUCCUGUCAUGACAUCUGACCCUAACAUGCUCAGUAACGAAGAAGCUACAGCCCACUUUGAGCAGAUGCUCGGUCUGGCCCAGAGGUCUCAGGACGAGCUGUUUCACAUCGCUCUGUACAACUGGCUCAUUCAGGCCGACCUGACUGACAAGUUGCUAGAGGUGAAUUCUCCAUACUUAGAGGAACAUCUGAUGCACAUGAUCAAACAGGAUCAGAGUAAAGUGCACAACAUGGACCUACUGUGGCGCUACUAUGAGAAGAACCGUAACUUUGGCAAGGCAGCUCAUGUAUUGGCCCGCCUCGCUGACAUGCCCAGCACCGAGAUAUCUCUGAAGCAGCGUUUGGAGUAUAUCGCCCGAGCCAUCCUUUCUGCAAAGAGUUCUUCCUGCAUCUCAGCUCAGGCAUCAGAUGGAGAGUUCCUUCAUGAAUUGGAGGAAAAGAUGGAGCUUGUGCGCAUCCAAGUCCAGAUUCAGGAGACCCUGAUCAGACAAUACUCUAAUCAUCCCUCAGUGAAAAAUGUCAUCUCUCAGUUGGACUCAGAGCUCAUGGACAUCACCAAGCUGUAUGGGGAGUUUGCCGACCAUUUCAAAUUAUCUGAGUGCAAACUGGCCAUCAUUCACUGCGCAGGACACUCUGACCCGAUCCUAGUGCACUCUCUGUGGCAGGAAAUCAUGGAGAAAGAGCUGGGAGACACAGUGAUCAUGAGUCCAGCAGACAGGAUGAGAUCCCUCAGUUUGAAACUGGUAUCACUGGGGAAGAUUUAUGCUGGAACACCAAGAUAUUUCCCUCUAGAGUUCUUGGUGAAGUUUCUGGAGCAGGAGGUGUGUCGAUUGAACUGGGAUGUAGGCUUUGUCACCUCCACUAUGCAGGAGAUCGGGGUACAGCUGCCACGUCUUUUGGAGGUCUAUGACCAACUCUUCAAAACUCGGGAUCCCUGCUGGCAGCGGCUGAAGAAACCUCUGCACUUGGUGGAGUGUAUCCAUGUGCUUCUGUCAGGUUAUGUGGAUGACCCCAGCAGAGUACCAACCUAUGACAGGCGCCGAUUCACUAACGUGUGCCUUGAUAACAUUUGUGGAUACCUUGUGGAGCUGCAGUCUCUGAGCCCCAACGCCGCCCUUCAACAGACUAUCGGCAACUUCAAGUCGCUGCAGGCAAAGCUGGACAAACUCCACUGAUGUCGCUGAUAUCGUUCUUCAUCAGGACAACGGACAGGUGACCGUUGGAUCUUGCACUGUUGCCUUAAUUAAACAGCUGAUUAAAAGUAUGAUUACAUUAUCUGCAAGCUCAGCACAUUGAUGUUUGUACAGGCCUUUUUCACCAAACACAUUUAAACAUGUUGGAGAUGGAAAAUUCUUAAGAUAAUUGGUUUCAGGCUCACUGGGACACCUGAAUUGAGCUGAGCCAAUGCUGAUGUUCUAAGUAACACCUG
Scomber japonicus (chub mackerel) is the source of this 4507-nucleotide messenger RNA. RefSeq names its product nucleoporin 155 (gene nup155). The record is from RefSeq and is a predicted model, not a curated record. The transcript has 34 exons. Gene Ontology annotation, molecular function: structural constituent of nuclear pore. Gene Ontology annotation, cellular component: nuclear pore; nuclear pore inner ring. Lineage: Eukaryota; Metazoa; Chordata; Actinopteri; Scombriformes; Scombridae. Gene Ontology annotation, biological process: RNA export from nucleus; transcription-dependent tethering of RNA polymerase II gene DNA at nuclear periphery; protein localization to nuclear inner membrane. The coding region runs from base 150 to 4253 and encodes 1367 amino acids.